AUGCGCAUACGUCUACCUUUCGCAGCGGUCUUCGUCGUCCUUCUCCUCGCCGCUGCCUACGCCGGGCUCACAAAGCUACAACUCGGCGAAUAUGUAAACGACAAAGUCCUCCAUUUCGUCACCUUCUUCCUCCUCACGGUGGUCUUCUACUGGAUUGUCGAUACGACCCGUCGGCGCACCCUACACAUGACUCUGGUCGUCUGCACGUUGAUCCUAGGCGUGGGCUCAGAGUUUGUGCAGAGCUUCCUUCCAAAUGAUCGCGAUUUCGACGUGUACGAUAUCCUGGCCAACGUGGUAGGCAGUUUGGCCGCCCUGGGCUUGUGCGCUCUAUACCACAGGCGCAUGCUGGAGAGGAAAAGACAACGCAAGACGUAUAAUGCUGUGCCCGGUGACGAUGAGGGCGACGUUGAGCUCGGCGAGGGCCACGAAAAUGGCGUCUUGAGCGAGGCGCCGCGGACACGAUCAUUGGAGGAAGAGGUCGACAACUGGGACGAGAAUGCGCCAGAUGACUGGGACGAUGACGAUACUGCUCCAAUGCCUGCUACAGGCAAGGCCGCGGCAGUUGUCGACGCCGACUCGAAGCGUGCCGACUAG
Messenger RNA from Emericellopsis atlantica, 594 nucleotides. RefSeq lists its product as uncharacterized. Bases 1 to 594 code for a protein of 197 amino acids. The record is from RefSeq and is a predicted model, not a curated record. NCBI's taxonomy places the organism in Eukaryota, Fungi, Ascomycota, Sordariomycetes, Hypocreales, Bionectriaceae. The transcript is spliced from 2 exons.